AUGCCGCUGGUGAAGCCGCUCUGCCGCGUUUGCGAGCGUCCGACGGCGGACGGCGCUGUCCAGGCUGUCCAAUUGGACAAGGAAAAGCUGCAGACUUGGCUCCUAAAUGUUUGCGGCCACGAAUUGGCGGAGGAAAUCGAGGAUGAAGAUCUGAUUUGCAAUUUCUGCAUCUGGCACGCCGAGUUUUUGACUAGAUUUGACUCCGAGCUCGAAGCUUUGGUUUGGUGGCCUCUAGAUCUGAUCUAUUUGGACGACGUGGCGAAAGAGCUGAGGAGGAAAUAUCGAGAAGGAAAAGCAGAGCAGUGCUGGGUGCAGCUGGAGAAGAUUGAGCUGCCGAAAAGCGAGACGGAAGAAAAUGCAGAGCACGAGGCAAAUCCUGACGGUCGAAAGAUCAAGAAUAAAUGUUUCUACUGUGGAAAAGUUGUCUCCAGAAUUGGGAAACACAUGAGAAAAAUGCACGAAAAUGCCAUCAGGUGUGAUAAUCGUAAAUGUGUCACCUAUUUCCACACAUUCGAGGAAAAGGACAAACACACCAAGGAAGUGCAUGGAAAGAAAUUGAUCAAGUGCAGUUUCUGCGAGAAAGAGUUUCGGUGGUCCAAUGUCAUGAGAAGGCAUAUUCGUCAUGUUCACGCCGAGUUUUGUGUCGGAUGCAAAUUCAUUGGCUGCAUCUGUUAUUUCAAAUCAGAACCUGAAAUGAUUGUCCACUUUGAUGCUGUUCACAAGGAAGAAGACAAAGCAAAAGUCAUCAAUUGCCACCAUUGCCAAGCCUUCUAUAAGUGGAUAUUCAGGCCAAAAGAGGAAGAGGAAACCGAAUACCGAUUCAGAGGACGCGAAGAAAAACUCAAGAGCCAAGAAGAGGAAAGCAAAUGA
Messenger RNA from Cloeon dipterum, 870 nucleotides. Its product is annotated as zinc finger protein 91-like. The record is from RefSeq and is a predicted model, not a curated record. The coding region runs from base 1 to 870 and encodes 289 amino acids. NCBI's taxonomy places the organism in Eukaryota, Metazoa, Arthropoda, Insecta, Ephemeroptera, Baetidae. The transcript has 4 exons.